Messenger RNA from Pelmatolapia mariae (spotted tilapia), 6788 nucleotides. RefSeq names its product neurexophilin and PC-esterase domain family, member 3 (gene nxpe3). The coding region runs from base 2139 to 3857 and encodes 572 amino acids. Lineage: Eukaryota; Metazoa; Chordata; Actinopteri; Cichliformes; Cichlidae. The transcript has 6 exons. The record is from RefSeq and is a predicted model, not a curated record.
UGAGCUUUAGUUUUACUGUAGUAUUUUGGUUGUGUUUCUAGUUUCGAUGGACUCUAAAGGUCUCUUUUUGAAGGGCUUCCUUUCUAGAGUUGCUGGUUUCUUGAUACACUUUGUCGGUUUCAUUUCCUGGUUUAUUUCAUCAUCUUACAAUGCUGUGAUUGCAGCCAUUCCCGAACCCCCUGUGAAUGGUACUCAUGACCAUUGAUCAGUGGUUGUUGAUCAAUGGUCAUGGGAAUUUGCAUAUUAAUGAUCAAGGAACUGAUCUCCCAGCCCACUGUUCCUUCAGUGGUGCUAGUUUCAAUCAUUAUGCAAAUGUACUGUUUAUAAGAUUGGGGAAACCUCCAGUCAGCUGAGACUGAAGAAGUCACUUGGAUGAGUGACGAAACGUUUAUCCCACUGAAAACUCUACGUCCAGAUGAACAGAAUCAGCUUUGAGGGAUUUACUUACCUGGAAGAUUGAGCAUGCAUCAAGCAUGCAUCCUGGUUUGAUUUUGUUACAGUACUGUACAGGGAACACUGCAAGAACUGUUGAAACCAGAAGUCACGAAAGUAGAAGGUGUCUGAUAAAGAUAGGUAGCCUAAAAUAUCUCAAAAAGCAGGAGAUCGUGCCAUGAAUUAACGAUACUGCAAUACAGGAGAGAAACAAAUUCACUGCCACCUGUCAGUAUGAAAAGGGUUACAAAACCACUUCUAAGGCUUUGGGACUCGGGGAAACCACAGUGAAAAACUACAGCAUUUCAUAAAAAGAACAUCAUACCAGCAGUUAGUGUUAGGAAGGUUACUUUUAAAAUGUAUUCCACUACAGAUUACAGAAUACAUGCCCCAAAAUGUAUUUUGUAAUGUACUCUCAUUGAGUAACGUGUUCUGAAUAUUUUGGAUUACUUAACAUAUUAUCAAGCUUUUUGCAACUACAUGAAUGUGCUAUUGUCUGUGAUUUAUUGCUAUUACUGAAGGUUACUCGCCAUACGAAUACCAACUAGAUGAGUAACAGUAGGGUGGACAUUAGGUAAGGCUGCACUUUUUGCAGCGAUCUCGAAAACUAUUCCGCGCGUAUAUAAAACAGGUCCGCGGCUCCGAACCGUAGUAAAGGGAACUCUGGGUAAUACGUCGGAUUCGUGUCGGACUCGUAAAAUAGCUUUACUUUGUUGUCUGGAUCAACGUUGCUAGCGAGAGACAGAGAGGGGCGUUGAAAGGCUGCUUCAACAGAACUUAUUGUUUCAGAGUAAAACAGGAACACAGUGUACAGUCGAGUCUUAAUAGCUUACUUACAACUGGGCUACAAAAGGCUACAUUCUUUAGGGCUAUGCCCGUAACGCUCUGCCUAUAUAUUAAAUAAUCUUUUGAACAAUAUAUUUUUUAAAAAUAUUUCUUCACGUCAUCAUGUGGGCCGCAAGCAGAGGUGACAUGGGCCGCGAGAUUGAGACAAAGAGCCUCGUAAUGCGUGUUUUGUUUGGGUUUCCAUCGGCGUGGAGUUGCCAAAAAUAGAGAGGGCAUAGCCUAACAUAUGAAACAGGAAAAGACCGCCGUGUAAUCCCUUUAUUUCAACAAAGUAACCGUAUUCUGAAUACCACUUUUUUAAACGGUAACUGUAACGGAAUACAGUUACUCAUAUUUUGUAUUUUAAAUACAUAACAUGUAUUCCGUUACUCCCCAACACUGCCAGCAGUCAAACAUGGUAAUGCUAGUUGUGUGAUGGUCUGGGGUUUCUUUGUUUCUUCUGGAUCUGGAUGACAUGCCUUCACAGAUGGAACCAUGGAUUUUGCUCUCUACCAGAACAUCCUGAAAGUGAAUGUCGAGCCUUCAGUUCAACCCUGAAACUAAAGUUUAACAAGAGUGGACCAAAAUUCCUCCACAGUGAAAGACUCACUGCCAGUUAUUACAAUACAUUACAUAGGGCCAGAUAGGUUUGAAUAGCUUUUGUCCCUUAAUACUUUUGUGCAUUUUGCAUUUAUUCGAGGUAUCUUUGUCCAUCCAUGCAUCCUUUCUCUUCAACUUAUCCUUAUCGGGGUCAAGGAGGACUGGAGGAUAUCCCAGCUGUCAUAGGGUGAGAGGCAGGACACAUCCUGUACAGGUUGGAAUGACAUUAUGUCGUCCUGGUGACAGCAGAGUGUGAUCAUGGGAUUUAGAAGAGGGUCACCAUGUGCCAUAAUCUGUCCAAAUAUACCCCGAUUUUCCUCUUCCUCACACUGUCUGGCAUCAUCUUCCUGCUGCGGAACAUCCACACAGUAGAGAACUGGAACUGCCAAGCGAUUUCAUCUUUCUACCAACUGCAGAGCAGGAUCCAUUCAUCCCUCAGUGUGUCUAAUUUCUAUCACAACCGUACCUACUGUACCCAUGUGGGCCAGAAACCCUCUCCCGAGGAUGAACUUGAGGAGCGGUACCUGUUGGAACUCAUCAGCUGGCCCAGCCCUCCGCCUCACUCUGGACCAACCACCCUGAGGCAGACAAGUGACCCUGUCCACAGCCUGUUCGCAAUACUUCCCACUAAAGAAGGAAGGGAGUGGCACGUGGGUGAUCAGCUAGAGGCCCUCGUCCAGAUGCACGAUUUCCAGGGUCGUCCUAAACGCUACGGCGGGGAUUUCCUUCUGGCCAGGCUGCACUCUCCGGAGCUUGGAGCGGCCGUGGUUGGACAGGUGGUUGACCACAAGAAUGGAUUUUAUUCUGCUCUGUUCCCACUCCUCUGGGUGGGCUCUGCACAGGUUGAAGUCAUGUUGGUGCACUCCAGCGAGGCCGUCGCUGUGCUGCGACGACUCAGGGAGGAACGGCCCGAUCGGGUGUUUUUUAAGAGCAUGUUCCGUUUAGGCCUUUUGUCAGAAACUACUGUGUGCAACCUGUGCUUGCCUACCAACCAUCAGCCUCUUUGCAACUACACAGACCUUCACACAGGCGAGCCCUGGUACUGCUACAAGCCCAAGAUGCUCAGCUGUGACACCAGAAUCAACCAUGCCAAGGGAGGCUACUUGAAAAACCUCAUCACCAACAAGGAAGCGCUGCUAUUCAAAAGUGGCGUAAAUCUCAAAGUUUACAUACACGCUUCAGGACCUGAUAAAAUCAAUGUGCUGCCACAGAAAGAUAAAGGGGAGGAAGAAAACAGCACAACUAAACCAGAACAUAUUCAGCUAGAAACAUCUGGAUAUUACUACAUGGACUCCUGGAGGCCAUUAGAUGGAUUUACAAUGCGUCAGUUCAACGAAUCAUCAGCAGCUGUACAGUGUUUGAAGAACAAGGUGAUCAACAUGUACGGAGACUCUACUGUGAGACAGUGGUUCGAGUAUCUCAUUGGUUUUGUACCAGAAUUAAAGGAGUUCAACCUAUACAAUCCCAAAAAGGUUGGGCCGCUCAUGGCGGUGGACAGCACACAUAAUAUUCUCUUGAAGUACCGCUGCCACGGCCCUCCAAUCCGCUUCUCUACCGUCAUGUCCAGCGAGUUGCGGUACGUUUCGAAUGAGCUUGACGGCCUCUCUGGGGGCCCCAACGUGGUUGUGGUCCUCAGCAUCUGGUCCCACUUCAGCACCUUUCCUGUGGACAUAUACAUACGCCGUCUUCGGCACAUUCGACAGGCGCUGGUGAGACUUAUAGACCGAGCGCCAGGGACGCUCAUAGUGAUCCGCUCAGCCAAUCUUCAAGCCCUGGAUCAAGAGGUGAGCCUUUACAACAGCGACUGGUACUCCCAGCAGCUCGAUCAGGUGCUCAGGACCAUGUUCAAGGGGCUGAACGUUCUGGUGGUGGAUGCCUGGCAAAUGACUUUAGCUCACCAUUUACCUCAUGCCCUCCAUCCUCCUCCACCUAUCGUCAAGCAAAUGAUAGACAUGCUUUUAUCUUAUAUUUGCCCCGAGAGGAAAAAAAGCCAGAAAUAGAAGCGCAGUGAUGAUAGCGGAUAUAUUGUUAAAUGUGAUGUGUGAAUCCAUCCGUCAGUUUCAAACACAUUUUUGUUUGGCUUCUUAAGAACUCAUAUAUUUUUCUAAAACUGCAAACUCUUCAAAUACUGAAGAUUUACUUUCCUGCUAUUUUUUUUUUAAUUCCUACAAAACAUGUUUUACUCUGAUUUCCAAAGACUUUGGCACAAUGAUUGUUACUUCUCAUCUUUUGGUAUUACCAAAGUUUUGUUCAUGUGCAUUAUUUUAAUGUAUAGAGCGGUUCAAAUAAUUGUUGAACACAUCAUCAAUUUUCUAAGUAAAUGUGUUUCUGUGCUCACCAGAUGUUGGUAAACAACCAACCCAGUCCACACAUGCAAAGAAAUCAAACCGUAGAUUUAGAUUUGAAAUUAAGUUAUGUGUAAUAAUGAGAAAUGACAAUUGGGGUCAUUGGCUUGCUGAAACGUGCACCCUCGUUUCAUCUUCAUCAUCCUGGUAGGUGGCAGCAGUUUUUUAUUAGGAGUUCCUCGCCACAUUUUCGCAUUCAUCCUUCCUUCGGUUAUAUGAAGCGUGCCAGUGCCAUAUGCUGAAAUAAACCCCCACACCAUUAUGUUCCCACCUCCAAACUCACUGUUGGAAUGGUGUUUUAGGGGUGAUAUGCAGCGCCUUUUGACCUCCAAACAUGGUGUGUGUAUUCUGGCAUCUAAAGAGUUCAAUUUUGGUCUCACCUGACCAGAGACUAUAUUCUCAUUAUUACACAUAACAAUUAAUGGACAUCUGUUGAGAAUUUCAAAUAGGAUCUUUGGAAAUAUAUUUACUUAGGAAACAUUAGACACACAUACACACAUAACAUGAACAUCUGCCUAAUAUUGUGUUUGCUUUUGCUACUACAGCCCUAAACCUUUAAGAUAUGUAUUCAGUUAGACACCACCGGAAGGUUUGCUGUGGCAUCUUGCACCAGGAAGUUAACAACAAAUCCUUUAAGUCUUCUAAGUUGUGAGGUGGGGCUUCCACGGAUCAGACAUGUUUGUACAGCACAUUUCCUUCCCGCAGAUGUUUGAUUGGGUUGAGAUCUGGCAAACUUUGAAUGUCAAGUCAACACCUCAAACCGUUCCUGAACAGUAUUUGCUCUCUGGCAGGGUACAUUAUCCUGCUGAAAGAGGCCACAGCCAUCAGGGAAUACAGUUUCGAUGAAAGGGUGUACAUUUUCUGCAACAAUGGUUAGGUAGGUGGUAUUUGUCAAAGUAACAUCCACAUGGAUGACAGGAUCCUUGGUUUCCAAGUCGUACAUUGCCCAAAGCAUCACACUGCCUCCACCAGCUUGCCUUCUUCCCAUAAUGCAUCUUGGUGCCAGGUGUUCCCCAGGUAAGCGACGCACAUAAAGAAAACCUGGUCCGUGGUCCAGUUCUGAUGCUCACAUGCUCAUUGUUGUUGCUUUCAGUGGUGAUCAGGGGUCAGCAUGGACCACCUGGCUGUUCUGUGGCUGUGCAGCCUCAUACGCAACAAACUGUGAUGCAUUGUGUAUUCUGACUUUUUAAUUAGAAGCAGUAUUAACCGUUUCAGUAACCUGAGCUACAGCAGUUUGUCUAUUGGAUUGGACCAAACAGGCCUGCCUUUGCUUCCCACAUCCAUCGGUGGGCCUUUGCAGCCUAUGACCCUGUCACUGGUUCACCACCGUUUCUUCCGUGGACCACUUUUAAGAGGUACUGGCUACUGCCGACCAGGAAGAUCCCACAAGAGCUGCAGUUUUGGAGAUGCUCUGACCCAGUCAGCUAGCCAUCGCAAUUUGGCGCUCCUCAAACUGAUCAGUCCUUACGAAUGCCCCUUUUCCCUCCUUCUAACACGUCAACUUUGAGGACAAAAUGUUCACCUGCUUCCUAACAUAUAUUCCACCCACUAACAGACGAUGAUGAGAUAAUUAGUGCUGUUUACUUCACCUGUCAUCGUUUGUAAUCUUAUGCAAGAUCUUAUGUGUGUAUGUAUAAGAUCAUGUACGCUCAUCAUGUGUACUUGUCAAAAUCCAAAACACAGUGCAGUAACUUAAAGGCUCCAAAACAAGAGAACAGAAAACCAUAUUCAGGUGUCUGAAUACAAAGAAACUGAUUAGCCCUCUAUAUGCAAACUCUGGUUUCCUUUUCUUCCUUUUCUGGGUGUCUGUUAACCUACGCUCCUGCUUUUCUGCCAUUGUGUUGUGCUUCUGUUUUGGAUUUUGCCAUUUCACCAAAUACAAAACUGGUUUUUAGUUUAUUCUUGUAUCUGUGAGUCCUGUGUUUGGGUCUUCUUCCUGCUACCAGCAACAGUACAAGUACAAAAAUGAUUCAAUAAGAUCUUAAUGCCUUGACGCAUUCAUGGAUACUUAAUUAAAAUAAAUAACACAAAACAGGAAGCAGGAAGGUGUAAUACUGAAUAUGUUUGAGAUGUUAUGCCUGACAGGUUUGUUCACCUAUCACAUGGAUAUGAUAAUUCUGGGCUUUUAAUGAUUUGUUUUACAAGUUUAAUUUCAAUAUCUUUAUUCCACACAGGCUCAAAACCCUUAGCAGGGGUUGAGGUUGUAGCUUGAGAAUCCAGAGUUUAUUGUUAGUAUGCUUUUCUUUUCUAAAGUUGGUUUUAAUGCAUGUUUUGAGAUCAUUCUCCUGCUGAAACACCCAGUUUUAUCAGAUUUUUAAGUCUAGGCAAUAGUUGAAGAAUUUGGAGGCGGCGCUCCUUCAUUCAUAUAUUUUUUUUUAAUGUGUGUUUUACAAACCACCACAUCUACUCCAUGAACAAGUGUGGUUUUAGUCCUUCUGAGCACAGGAAAUUAUGCAUUUAGUUUGAAAGGCCUUCAGAGAGCCCAGAGAACUAGUGCUCACAACCACUUUAAAAAUGACAAUGAAGUCUGGCUGCUCAAGAUUUUUGCACAGUGCUGUAUAUGGUUGUAAGCUAUGUAAUCUGUUU